Messenger RNA from Racocetra fulgida, 148 nucleotides. Lineage: Eukaryota; Fungi; Glomeromycota; Glomeromycetes; Diversisporales; Gigasporaceae. The record is from the annotation of a GenBank genome assembly.
AUGGCUACGGCAACGGUUAUUGGCAAUGAAGAUUACGGCUAUGGUCUAGGUGAAAUUGUAAAGAAUACGGUAGUAUUUGGCCUAGUGAAAAAGCUUACUGCAAAUCUUAGCUGGAGAUCAGACAAAACUCACAGCAAUAGAUAUAAUU